CGAUAAGGCAUUCAAUAAAGGCAAUGUCGGCUGCGACAUUUUUGCUCUCGCCCAGUUCUCGCGGUUUCUCGUUUGGUGCGGGAUUUCAACGUUUCCGUGCUAGGCGAUCAAGCAGGCGACAAAGAACUGCGACUUUUAGUCUGAAGUUGAAGAACAAAAAUCUACAGGAGCGUGAGAUAAAAAGAACCGAAAAUGUUACGACUGGCUGUUUUCUGUAUAGUGCUCGUGGUCAUACGGGCUCAAAGUUUCGACCCCAAUGCCAUGAACGGGUUCGGGUCCAGUAGCGGCGGGUCGGCCGGAGGCGGAAGUAGCAGUGGUGGGUUCGACACCUCUGGUGGAUUCGGAGCCUCCUCGGGCGGAGACGCCAGUGGCGGCUUUGGCGGAAGUGGUUUCGGGAGCUCCGCGGGCGGAAGCAGCAGUAGCAGUGGCGGGUUCGAUACAUCUGGUGGCUUCGGCAGCUCAUCCGGUGGAGACGCUAGUGGAGGUUUUGGCGGUAGUGGAUUUGGGAGCUCGUCUGGCGGAGACGCCAGUGGGGGUUUCGGUGGCAGCGGAUUUGGCAGCUCUUCUGGUGGAGACGCCAGCGGAGGAUUCGGCGGCAGCGGAUUUGGGAGCUCUUCUGGUGGAAGCAGCAGCAGUUCCGGUGCAGCGGCAUUUGGGAGCGCCACUGGUGGGUCCUCUUCAGGUGGUUUUGGAGGCGGAGAUGCAAGCAGCGGUGGAUUCGGCGGAAGUGGCUUCGGGAGCUCGGCUGGUGGUGACGCAAGUGGAGGGUUUGGCGGAAGUGGAUUUGGUAGCUCCGCUGGUGGUGACAGCAGUGGUGGUUUUGGAGGAGCAAGCUCCGGAGGCGACGCCAGCGGCGGCUUCGGCGGAAGUGGUUUCGGACAAAGCAGCGGUUCCACUUCUUCUUCCGGAAAGGAUGCAAAUGGCGGCUUCGGAGGUUCCUUCGACCCCAACGCUAUGGGUAGCUUCGGCGGCUCAGGCGGUGGGGCCUCUUCCAGUGGGGGCUCUACCGAUGGCUCUUUCGAUCCGAACGCGAUAAACGCGAACUUCGGAGGCUCCGGCGGUGGUUUCGGAUCAGGUUCCGGUUCCGGCUCUGGCGGAAGCAGCACCGGUGGCUCAUUUGACCCGAACUCCUUUGGAGGAAAGAAAUAGAGUCAAAACAUCAAACAAUAUAUAUGAAAUCGAUGUUACCGCAUAAUGUUGCAUGUGUUGUACUGGUCUUGUUUUUAAAUUAAAAUAAAGAGAUAUUUUCAAAAAUG
This is a messenger RNA of Dreissena polymorpha, 1256 nucleotides long. RefSeq lists its product as uncharacterized. The coding region runs from base 193 to 1149 and encodes 318 amino acids. The transcript is spliced from 9 exons. The record is from RefSeq and is a predicted model, not a curated record. NCBI's taxonomy places the organism in Eukaryota, Metazoa, Mollusca, Bivalvia, Myida, Dreissenidae.